Morchella importuna is the source of this 276-nucleotide messenger RNA. RefSeq lists its product as uncharacterized. NCBI's taxonomy places the organism in Eukaryota, Fungi, Ascomycota, Pezizomycetes, Pezizales, Morchellaceae. Gene Ontology annotation, molecular function: DNA binding. Bases 1 to 276 code for a protein of 91 amino acids. The record is from RefSeq and is a predicted model, not a curated record. Gene Ontology annotation, cellular component: nucleus; cohesin complex. Gene Ontology annotation, biological process: sister chromatid cohesion. The transcript is spliced from 2 exons.
AUGGCUGCAUUGGCCCUGUUGUUCGCUGUCCACUCUUACCAACCCAGCCCUUUCUUUGUUCUUGAUGAGGUCGAUGCAGCAUUGGACAAUGCAAAUGUCCAAAAGAUUUCCAACUAUAUCAGAAGCCACGCUGGUCCGGGAUUUCAGUUUAUUGUUAUUAGUUUGAAAACUGGUUUGUUCCAGCAAAGCGAGGCACUUGUCGGCAUUUUUAGGGAUCAAGUCGAGUGUAGUUCUAAGAGUCUUACACUUGAUUUGCGCAAAUAUGUGGAUGCUUAA